Zerene cesonia (dogface butterfly) is the source of this 1617-nucleotide messenger RNA. RefSeq names its product calcium uniporter protein, mitochondrial (gene MCU). Bases 42 to 1295 code for a protein of 417 amino acids. The record is from RefSeq and is a predicted model, not a curated record. Lineage: Eukaryota; Metazoa; Arthropoda; Insecta; Lepidoptera; Pieridae. Gene Ontology annotation, cellular component: uniplex complex; mitochondrial inner membrane. Gene Ontology annotation, molecular function: calcium channel activity; uniporter activity. Gene Ontology annotation, biological process: calcium import into the mitochondrion; mitochondrial calcium ion homeostasis. The transcript is spliced from 9 exons.
GGCAACACUGACUGUACGUCUUGUUUUUAUGUAGUGUAAAGAUGGCGGCGACGGUGUGUGUUUCUAGAUGCCGACUCUUAUUAAAAUUAGAAAUAAAUCGUGGUUUGUGUUUAUCACCAAUAUUUAGAGAUUUAUCAAAUAACAAAGAAUCGUGGUGUUGGAGAUGGCGGCCGACGCGUCGUGCUUUUUUUACGAGCGUUUGCGUGCACGGAUCAAAAUCAACACCCACAAAGAUUGAAGAAAAACUUGAUGAUGUCAAUGGCAGACGAGAAGGGCCUGAAAGUGCUGAACGUGGAAGAAAUUUAACGCAGAAAAUGGGGGAGUGGGAGCAGCAGAGACUUAAAUCCUCAACCCUAACUCCUUCGCAACGCAUCCCCAAUAAGUCGUCCAAAGAAGUGUCGGUGACAUACAAACGCGGUCUGCCCGUCAUCACAGUACCGCUGCCGUCGCGACGUGAGAGAUGUCGGUUCACCCUGCGACCCGUCUCGCAGACUGUCGGAGAUCUACUGGAGCAGCUGAAAGCGGAGGACCGCGGCGUCGAGCGUGCGGUCGCGAUGGCUGUUGACGACCGAGUGCGCAUCGCGUCCAGUGACACCGUCGAGGCGCUUCUAGAAAGUGACUUCAGACUCGUCAUCAACGAUACGGAGUACUACGUGAAGAGUCCACCUCAGGAGCGUCUUAGCGCUGAAGAAAUAACACGAUUAAGCGAUGUGAGGAACCUGGUUAACCAGCUGUACGAGGCGUUGAAUGUUAGAGAGCACCAGAUCAAGAAGGAGAGGGAGCUGCGGGCGCAGCUGGAGAAGCUCUCCACUGAGCUACAACCGUUGGAAGAGAAGCGCAUGUCCCUCGAAGUGGAAACAACCCGCAAGACGUCCGUGCUCACGUGGGUGGGGCUCGGUCUCAUGGGUGUGCAGUUCGGCGUGCUCGCCCGCCUCACCUGGUGGGAGUACUCGUGGGACAUCAUGGAGCCGGUCACGUACUUCGUCACGUACGGCACCGCUAUGGCCGCGUACGCGUAUUUCGUGCUGACGAAACAGGAAUACAUCUUGCCAGACGUUAAGGAUAGGCAGCACUUGAUUACACUGCACAAGAAAGCGAAAAAGAUUGGUUUAGACAUCAAUCAUUAUAAUCAGCUCAAAGAUGAGAUUGACAAACUCCAAAAGGACUUGAACCGUCUCCGCGAUCCGCUGCACAUCCACUUGCCGCCACCGAUUAAAGUCGAAGAGAAGAGAUCACCCUUGACCAAAAUCAAAGACAUGCUAGAGGAAACCACGAAGAAAAUAAAAAUCACGUAAUACAAGUUGUCUAUGGCGCGUCUGAAGAUGCGCGAACCAUAGAUGUAGUUUGUUGAAAUUGCGAUGUGCAUUUUUGAAUUUCGAAAUGUGUAUCGUGUAUUGUCUAUGGUUUAGUUAUAUAUGCGUUAGCUUUAAACGUAUUGUGUGGCGCUUAUUUAGAUUAAAACUAAUAUUUAAAUAACUGAUUUAACAAAAAGGUAUGUAUACUAUUUUUCCUAUAAAUGUUGCGGUUGUGUUCUUACUUCUUCAAAUAUAUGCAAUGCACAUGCAUUUUAUUAUUGCAAAUUUGUAUUGUAUAUGAUUGUUAUAUUAAUGUUUUAGC